Owenia fusiformis is the source of this 2179-nucleotide messenger RNA. Lineage: Eukaryota; Metazoa; Annelida; Polychaeta; Sabellida; Oweniidae. The record is from the annotation of a GenBank genome assembly.
UUUAGGUUACUUGAAUAAGACUUGACAUAACACAAUCCACUCAAUAAUGAACUGUACCAAUAAACUAAAAUAUAUGAUUGGCGUGUCAGGUGCUUAACUAGAAAUAAUUCAAAGUAAUGUAAAUAAUCCAUAGAAAUCAAUGUCAGUAAAAUUUAUGAGGGUUAAUUUCAAGAUUUCAAGGCUCAAGGACAUAUAUAACAAGUCAGUGAAACUAGGUAGCAAGUGAUAUUUAACCUCACUCAGGUUAUACUUUAUGGCUCUUUCUUGCUUAAGACUUUUUAACUUUUAAGUAGUACAAGUGAUUACUAGUUGGUAUUUUAACGAAUCAAAAUUACAAAAUAGCAAGCAAUUUAAACACUUUAACAGAGAGUAGCAAAUUAACAGUAUCAAGGAUUAGAAUUCAGAAUUAAGAGGCAAUGGAACAGGCAUUUCCAUCCAUGACUGCAGAAAUUAAUAAGUGCCUUGUGUGCGAACUUUGUUUGGAUGACAUUACCAAUCCUAAGGUAUUACCAUGCCAACACACUUUCUGCUUUAAGUGCAUAAAGGGCUUAGUGGAAUGUAAUACAGAGAGUAGACACAUUCCAUGUCCAUUGUGUCGUGAAAAAUGGGAAGUACCAAUCGAGGGGCCAGAUGGACUCAAAACAAACUUACUUAUGAAAAGAAUACUGAGUAUCAAAAAGAAACGCAAUGAAGGCUCUAAACCCAAGUCAGACAUGUGUGAGAAACACCCUGAUGGGCAAUUGAAAGUGUUUUGUAAAACAGACAAUAGCAUUUUGUGUUACGAAUGCUUAGCCAAAGAUCACCCUGGACAUACUUUCAUAGAUAUUGCAAAAGCUGCUGAACUGCAUGAAAAAGAACUAAGGAAUGAAACUGAAGCAUGUGUUAAGAUGCUUAGAAAAAAGGCUGAUAACUUGAGAGAGGAAAAAGAUUUAUUUAAAAAUGUACUUGCAGACAGGCUCAAAGUGGAAAAAGCAAUCGAAAAAGCAUUCAAUUCAAUAAUUGAAUGUAUUGCUAAGCAUCAAAAGAACUAUUCUUUCACAGAAGAAGAUGAAGAAGGUCUCCGCCUUUCAAUUGCUACUGAGGAGAGCAAGUUGAGCAGGCUUGAUACAAUAAAAGGAGCAAGUGGACAUGCUGAAAUGAUAAGAAUGUGUGAAACUCUGAAACGUGAAGGACUUCCAAAAUCCCAUUAUAUCCAGUUUACUGAAAUUAUCUCCCUACAGUAUAAACCAUCCGACAUAUCAAAAAGUCAUGUGGAAUUUGGAAAAUUGGUCCCAAGAAAGCCUUCCAGACAGGCUACAAGACAACUUGAAGAACUUUAUCCAAGACAGCUUUCUCCCGAAGAACUUGUUAUUGGACAAACUGAUCCCUAUAGAGAACUUCCAUCUGGAAAACUUGCUCCUGGAGAACAUUCUCAAAGACAACUUGAUCCUCCUGGAGAACUUCCUCAUGUAAGGAUUGCUCCCGAACAAUCUGACCUUCUUGGAGAGCUUACAACUCUUGUAGAACCUGCCAUUGAACUAAUUGGUCCUGGACAACUUCCUCCAAGAACACUUUCCUCUCCUGAAGAGAUUUCUCCACUCAGUGAACAUGCUCCUGAUCAGAUUGGUCGCGGACAACUUAUUUCUGGACACCUCGAUCCUGAACAAAUCACCCCUAAACUUGAUCCUUUUGAUCUCAGUGGUCCAAGACAAUUCAAAAAAUGUGAGGACACUGAUUCUGGGAAACCUCCAAAACAACUCUCUUCGCUUCAAUCCCUUGAAGAUAUUUCCCUUGGACAAAUUGCUGCUGGACAAGUUAGAACAAUGUUCAAAGAUGACUUGGAAAGCUUGGUCCUGCACAACCUAUCCUCAGACAAUGUUCAUAAAGACAACUUUCCAGUACAAUUAAGAAUCCCUGCUCCUCGACAACCACCUUCAAGACAACGUGCUCCAGAACAAUGUCCUACUGAACACCCUAGAAAAUAUUCUGAUAAUAAUGAGUGUGUGGCAAGAGUAACAAAUCAAAUUGAAAUGGCUCCAACAACAGCAAUAUAUGGAAAACUAUCCAAAGAGAGACUCUUACCUUUUGAAAAAGCUCUCAAUGAAAAUCAAGCCAAUAAGGCCAAUAGUUCAAGACCUCAGACUGUUGGUAAGUUAUGAUUUAAGGUAAGGUUAAGCUCUACUGUAUUAUAUAGGUUUCU